Panicum hallii is the source of this 910-nucleotide messenger RNA. Its product is annotated as nuclear transcription factor Y subunit C-2-like. Gene Ontology annotation, biological process: regulation of DNA-templated transcription. The coding region runs from base 231 to 617 and encodes 128 amino acids. Gene Ontology annotation, molecular function: DNA-binding transcription activator activity, RNA polymerase II-specific; protein heterodimerization activity. Lineage: Eukaryota; Viridiplantae; Streptophyta; Magnoliopsida; Poales; Poaceae. Gene Ontology annotation, cellular component: nucleus. The transcript has a single exon. The record is from RefSeq and is a predicted model, not a curated record.
AGCAGCCGGCCGCCUCCAUUGCCGGCCUUGGGCAGCGACGCGCCAUGCCACGCGCUCCACCUCACCCUCAUGGCCUCACCUCACUCAUUGCAGGGUCAAACGCCACAUGCGUAUAUAACAUCCAUCCCUUCUCGUCUUCUCUUCACCCCGGCGAAUAAUAAUAUAGCCUGUGAUCUAUCCAUCGAUCGAUCGUUGCACCGGCGGCGGCGGCGAGCGCCAUCACCACCAGCAUGAGGCAGGCGAGGCCGUACUCAGGGAUCUUCUGCGGCGGGGUGUCUGCGCGGACGGGGCCGCACGCGCUCCCGCUGGCGCGCAUCAAGAAGAUCAUGAAGCGCUCGGCGGGGGAGACAGCGGACGGCGGCGCCAGGAUGAUCUCCGGCGAGGCGCCCGUGGUGUUCUCCAAGGCGUGCGAGCUCUUCAUCGCCGAGCUCACGCGCCGCGCCUGGGCGGCCACGCUGGAGGGCAAGCGCCGCACCGUGCACAAGGAGGACGUCGCCACGGCCGUGCAGAACACCGACCUGUUCGACUUCCUCGUCGACGUCGUCAUGGCGGACGCCGGUGGCGGCGGGCAUGCGGCGGCCGGCCAGUACGACGAAGACGACGGCGCGCUGGAGUAACUAAGCUGCGAGUGAAUUUGCAGCCUGCUCCUUGUGGUCACGAGAACCACCGUACCUAAGCUACCGUGCUACUUCGACGGUGGAAUUGAACUAAUGAAUUCACCCGAGUAAAGGGCAUGCUACUUCGUCAGUGUACCUUAAUUUUCUGGUUCCUCUUUUCAGCUAGCUACCUACUCCGUAUGCAACAAGGGCAAUGAUACAGUAACUUGUAACUUUUUUUUUCAUGCAAUCCUGUUAACCUGUUACAACUGAAUGAAUGAAAUUGGCAUUGCUAGAGCCACGUACGUGUACCU